AUGAAAAGCUUUUUAUCAGGUGUAGGGAAAUUGUUUGGAGGCAAAUAAAAAGAUUAAAUUAGAAUUUUUGUCACUUAAGAUAAUGUAAAAUCAAUAAUAUAUGGCAAGGAAGGAGAUAAUUUAAUGGAAAUAACUAUGCCUGCUGUCGAUUAAAAACUUCACUUAUUUGGAAUUUGUAACAAAGAGCUGAGUUGCACUUCAUGUAGUGUGCAUAUAAAAUCUAAAUUAAACUGUUUCAACGCUCCUUAAGAUAAAGAAUUGGAUGUGCUUUAUGGGCUUAAUGAUUAUAGAGAUGGGGAAACAAGAAUGUCAUGCUAAAUAUUUUUGACUAAAGAAAUGAAUGAUAUGGAAAUAGAAAUUGCUACAGAAAACAAAUUUAUCUGA
Molecule: messenger RNA, 384 nt
Organism: Tetrahymena thermophila SB210
Lineage: Eukaryota; Ciliophora; Oligohymenophorea; Hymenostomatida; Tetrahymenidae
Product: adrenodoxin, putative
Exons: 5
Biological process (GO): P450-containing electron transport chain
Cellular component (GO): mitochondrion
Molecular function (GO): 2 iron, 2 sulfur cluster binding
Source: RefSeq, a predicted model, not a curated record